AUGGUUAAUGAUGGUUAUUCGAUGAUGGAUACUAAUACCAACAUCAAUUCAAAUAAGGAUGUAUCAAAUGAACAUGAUUAUGAAAAAAAUGAUGAUACUCCAAAGUCAUUCCAUAAGAAAUUAUUCAAAAUUAAAUUAUUUAAUGGUAUAAUUAAAGAUCUUCAAGAUAGAUUACCUUUAUAUAAAUCAGAUUGGUUAGAUUCAUGGAAUUAUAGAGUUAUCCCUGCAACUAUUUUAACUUUUUUCACAAAUAUUUUCCCAGCUAUUGCAUUUGCUCAAGAUAUGUUUGAUAAAACUGAUAAUUCAUAUGGUGUUAAUGAAGUUUUAUUAAGUUCUGCAAUUGGUGGUAUUGUUUUUGGAAUUUUUAGUGGUCAACCAUUAACUAUAGUUGGAGUUACUGGUCCUAUAACAAUUUUUAAUUAUACAGUUUAUGAAAUUAUGAAACCUCAUUCCAAAGAUGCAAAAUUUUUCCCAUUUAUGUUUUGGAUUUCAAUUUGGGGUAUGAUUUUCCAUUUUGUAAUUUCAAUAACAAAUUGUGUUAAUGCUUUAAAAUUUGUUACUCAAUUUCCUUGUGAUAUUUUUGGAUUAUUUAUAAAUAUUGUUUAUUUACAAAAAGGUGUUCAAAUUCUUACAAGACAAUUCCAUCCUGAGGAUAAUGGUUCUUCAGGUUUUGCAUCAUGUACUUUAGCUAUAUCAAUGGGUAUAUUAGGUGUUACUGGUAAUCUGGCAAAUAGGACAAAACUUUUCAAUUAUCAUAUAAGACAAUUUAUUGUUGAUUAUUCAACACCUGGAUUAAUUGUGUUUUUCACUGGAUUUAUACAUUUUGGUGGAUACUUGGAUAAUGUUAAUUUUGAAAAAUUACCCAUCACAAAAUCAUUUAGACCCACAUUAAGAGACAAUUGGAUUGAUGUAACAGGAUUACCAAUAAAAUAUAUUUUUUUAGCAUUACCAUUUGGUAUUAUAUUAGCUAUAUUAUUUUAUUUUGAUCAUUCAAUAUCUUCAUUAAUGGCUCAAGAUUUAAAAUUUAAACUGAAAAAACCUGCAUCAUUCCAUUAUGAUUUAUUUUUAUUAGGUAUUGUUACUGGUAUAUCAGGAGUUUUAGGAAUUCCAUGCCCCAAUGGACUUAUACCACAGGCUCCAUUACAUACAGAAUCUUUAGUAAUUAGAAAUAAAUUUAAUAAUGAAAUUAUUGGAACUGUGGAACAAAGAUUUACAAAUACAGUCCAAGGUUUAAUGUUAUUGGGUAUGAUGACAAGACCUUUAUUAAUUUGUUUAGGUUUAAUACCACAAUGUGUCCUUGCUGGUUUAUUUUUCAUUAUGGGUACUACAGGAUUAAUUAAUAAUGAAAUUAUAAAUAGAAUUAGAUUUAUAUUUUCACAAGAUGAUUCCCUAAAUUUAAAAUUUGUCCCCAAGAGGAAAUUGUAUUUAUUUGUUUGUUUUUCAUUAAUUGGAUUCAUUGCAGAAUUUGGAAUUGUUAAUACAAAAGGUGCAAUUGGAUUUCCUUUAGUUUUAUUAUUAAGUGUUAUUGGUGCAAUGUGGUUCAAAUGGAUUUUCACUGUGGAAGAAUUAGAAAUUUUAGAUGGACCAGUUGCACAUGAAAAUACUUUAAAAAAUUUAUUAUGA
Molecule: messenger RNA, 1623 nt
Organism: Hansenula ciferrii
Lineage: Eukaryota; Fungi; Ascomycota; Saccharomycetes; Phaffomycetales; Wickerhamomycetaceae
Gene: BOR1
Product: Bor1p
Exons: 1
Coding region: 1-1623 (540 amino acids)
Biological process (GO): transmembrane transport; borate transport; monoatomic anion transport
Cellular component (GO): fungal-type vacuole; plasma membrane
Molecular function (GO): borate efflux transmembrane transporter activity; solute:inorganic anion antiporter activity
Source: RefSeq, a predicted model, not a curated record